AUGAGGCAUCACCACCAGCACCCAAACAGGCGGGCGCCCCAGCGCCAGCCUGUUGCUGCGAUCCCCAAUACUUAUGAGCAGCGCUCGACACAGACCCUGGAGGCUCGUGAUUUCAUCCUCCCACGGGCUACUCCAACAGAAAGCAGCAGCUGUGCCCCCGAUGACACCUCUCCACGUUGCGAGAAACCUAUCACCAACUCCACCAUGACAUUGCCAAUUGUCUUGGGUAUAGCUAUUCCAGUAGUUGGUGCUUUGGUUAUCUUGAUCGUAUUGCAUCAACGGCAUUUGCGCAAACUCAAGGCCGAGGACAGGAUGGACAAGACUAAGAGUAUGGACUUUGGCAUGGAAUACCCUUCUACUGGAGGGAAGAAAAGCAGAGGGCUUGGGGGCGCUGGUAACCCUUCAGGACGGCAUAAGAAUCAAUUGUCGCUAGACAUGGACGUCGCUGCUCCUUAUUUACUGCCACCGGAACUGCAAGGCUCCCGCGAGAGUCUUCAUUCGAUGUCCAAAAUCUAUGUUGUUGACGACGAUAAAUACAAGCCCUCGAACUCUAUGAAUCGGCUUCCAUAUGGAAACGGUUCCAAUGCACCAUCGCUCGCUGGACAACGUAACAACCGUGACUCUUCUUUGUAUACGGCUUCUAUUCGACAACAUGAAGAUAGCACAGAAAGUCUUACAGCAGAUCUUCUCGGACACUCCAGCAAAAUGGCUACCUCCGCGCCCCCUCCUGCGAGGGGCGCUUCUCUUCCCUCGAACCAAAAGGCAGUCCCAGAGCUGCAGGUACCUGAACAAGCUUUCGAUGCCUCCCGCAGCCACAGCAACCAGACUUCCCGCGGCCCAGGUCUGUUCCCUUCGGAAACUGAGGGACGAGAUUCUUAUAUCGACAAAGAUGGCGGUGAUUUGCGAAGAAGCCACAUGCAUCUUCUUCCACAUCUUGACUUUGACACCCCUAGCGAGCUAGACAGUUCGAAGCCAUCGGAGAAAGCCGCAGAGUUGUCCACCCAACCAGCUGCACAGGAGUUACAAGCACAGUCCGUUACACAAAAACCACCACAGUUGAAACUUGACGAAAAGGCGUCGACUCCUUUCGAAGGAUUAAAUUUUGGAACUGAAACUGAUAAAGAUGCAUCGCUUCCUCAAGUGGUUGAGCCGGAACCCCAACAGGCACAGGCACCCCCACAAGCCCGUAUGAGCACGAUGGGUGGCCUUGAAGUCAACUAUGGUAACAGGCUUGAGCCCCGCAGACUAUCCUACGGAUUUCGGCCAUUGCCACCUGCGGCCGAAUCAGGUGAAGAUGCGGAGGAGCGUGCCAUGCGCAUUCGUUCGUUUUACAAAGAAUAUUUCGAUGACGGAAAUCCAGGUGGUCUUGAUUACUACGCUCAGGCCCAGGAACCAGUCCCACCAUUGCCCACUCAUAUUAACAAUGGGGAUGGUUACAACAACCACCCAGUCGAACGAAGCACCGAUUACAACCAAGGGUAUUAUGAACAAGACUAUUCGAACGGAUACAACCAGGAAUACGGGGAUUACUACCAGGACAACAACAACAGCAACAACAAUGCUGGCGGGUACGAAGACCAGUAUUAUGAUGAUACAUAUGCCAAUCCCCAGCGACCAUUCGCAGAACCACCCACUCGAAGAGCGAUGACACCUCCACCACGUGCACCACCUCGUUUCCAACAGGGGCCGGGCCCACGUCCAGGGUCAUCCGCAAGCAACCGAGGUCCACCGCCACCAAGGUCGUACUCCUCGCAAAGUAAUCGUUAUAACGGACCGCCCUCGCGUGGUAUCCGCGCCCCUUCGAGUCUCCGUAAAAACGCCCUUCCCGAAGAACCUUUGUUAAUUCUCCCAACACCGCAUCUUCUGAGAGAUGACGCAUUUGCCUCUCCAAUUGCAUUCGCCCCUGCUCCUCGCUCAAAGGAAUUCAGAAAUGGAACCGAAUCUGAAGUCGGUAGCGGUAAGGGAGGUGUGAAACCCUAUUCGCCUGGUAUCAGGGCCCACACUCCUCUUGCAUCCGCCUUCGAUGAAUUGAGCGUUUUGCCUACCCCUCAUCAAUUGCGCAAAUCCGGAGCAUUUACGGGGCUCGACUUUGCACCCCCGCGAAAGUUCAAGAAUGAGGGUGGUGAUAACUUUAGCGACACUGGUAGCAUCCGAAGCAAUCGCACAGGAUUGUCCGCUGCACAUCAUAGCAGAACGGGAGCGUAUCGUGUCAGCCGUCUCCCACAGGACGUUGUACCAACGACUGAGAACAUGACGAACAGCUUAAAACCAUCUUGGGACAUGCGUAACCUUUAG
This is a messenger RNA of Orbilia oligospora ATCC 24927, 2295 nucleotides long. RefSeq lists its product as uncharacterized. The coding region runs from base 1 to 2295 and encodes 764 amino acids. The record is from RefSeq and is a predicted model, not a curated record. The transcript has 3 exons. NCBI's taxonomy places the organism in Eukaryota, Fungi, Ascomycota, Orbiliomycetes, Orbiliales, Orbiliaceae.